AUGGUGGGCAUAAGCAAAGCCUGUCGCCGCCCAGCGGUACAUGUCUUGCACGUAAGACGACCUCUGGAUCGAAGCCCACAAGCUCUUGCGGUACAUGGCGUUUUCGUCAAAGUACAUCACCUGGUAGAGCUUGUAGAAGUACGCAAGAAAGUGGAGAGCCAAAUGGAACGCAAGCAAGCCCAACACACUCAGCCAGAGGUUGCGGAACUGUCUUUCUUUGUUCACCUGUCUCCUGAGCGCCUCCCGCACAACAGGACUCGUCCAUUCGCCGGUGGGCGCAGAUACUUGGACGUCUUCAUCGUCGAGUUCUUCGUAUUCGGUAUGGGCCGCAGGUUCUGGCGUGGCCGAGAUGAUCGGGUUCCGCGUGGCCUGGGGCAAAGGCACGGGAAGAAAGUCGUCCAGGAGAAUGGGCCCGCCGCUGGAAAGCGGCCGGUAGUACACUGUCUCAUCAGGUUUGGAAGACGGCUUCUGUUGGGAAAAAAUCGUUUCUCGGUCUGUUUUCGCUCGGAGCCCAAGCGCCACGUUGCUUAUAGGUUUCAACGGCUCGGUUCCAAUGGCCUGGUACCGCUGGGAAAGUUGAUUAGGCUCGCCAAAAGCCGCCGGCGGUUGUUGCUGCGCCAGAUGGAUUUCGUUCCGAACUUCGUUGACCGAAGUGUCUGGGAGCCGCUUCAAGGGCGUCGAAAACUGCUCUAG
Clavispora lusitaniae ATCC 42720 is the source of this 693-nucleotide messenger RNA. The record is from RefSeq and is a predicted model, not a curated record. Lineage: Eukaryota; Fungi; Ascomycota; Pichiomycetes; Serinales; Metschnikowiaceae.